Gastrolobium bilobum is the source of this 621-nucleotide messenger RNA. Its product is annotated as DNA-directed RNA polymerases II and IV subunit 5A-like. Gene Ontology annotation, biological process: DNA-templated transcription. Gene Ontology annotation, cellular component: RNA polymerase III complex; RNA polymerase II, core complex; RNA polymerase I complex. Bases 1 to 621 code for a protein of 206 amino acids. Lineage: Eukaryota; Viridiplantae; Streptophyta; Magnoliopsida; Fabales; Fabaceae. The record is from RefSeq and is a predicted model, not a curated record. Gene Ontology annotation, molecular function: DNA-directed RNA polymerase activity; DNA binding. The transcript is spliced from 4 exons.
AUGUUUUUUUCAGAGGAUGAAAUCUCAAAGCUUUAUAGGAUCCAAAACACGGUGAUGCAAAUGCUGAGAGAUAGGGGCUAUCUUGUUGGUGAUUUUGAGAUCAACAUGUCCAAACAAGAUUUUAUGAACAAGUAUGGAGAAUACAUGAAAAGGGAAGACCUUGUUAUCAACAAAGCCAAGAGAGAGAGUUCCACUGAGCAGAUCUAUGUUUUUUUCCCUGAGGAAGUUAAGGUUGGGGUAAAGACGAUGAAGACUUAUGCCAAACGCUUACAUGAAGAGCGUGUUUUCAGAGCAAUCUUGGUUGUUCAACACAAGCUAACUAAUUUUGCCCUGAACAGUGUUCGUGAAAUGUCUUCCCACUUUCACGUAGAGAUUUUUAUGGAGUCAGAAUUGAUGAUGAACGUAACCGAGCAUGUUCUAGUCCCUAAACAUCAGAUACUGACAGACUCAGAAAAGAAAACUCUGCUUGAGAGAUAUGCUGUAAAAGAAAAUCAGCUACCUAGAAUCCAGGCGAAUGACCCUGUUUCCAAAUACUAUGGACUGCAACAUGGACAAGUUAUAAAGAUAAUUAGGUCAAGUGAGACUGCUGGCAGAUAUGUUACCUACCGACUUGUUGUUUAA